GGCCCGCGGGGCGCCGGCCGGGGAAGCGGAACUCAAACGGCGGAAGUCGGUCCGCUCCGAUUUCUGUCCGCCGCUCGGGGAAGCGCGGGCUGGCGCUUCUGCGCUUGCGCGUCCCGUGGGCCCAGGACGGGCGGACGGGCCUGCGAGCUGUUCUCUGUCGAGCGCUGCGGCUUGGGCGUCCGCGGGCAGUAAUUAUUGUUGAGCCGGAGACAUGGUUAGCAUCCCUUCCUAAGAAAGCUGUUACUGGACGGAGCUGUGCGGUCUGUCUUUCAGCUGUCCGGGACUGCCAGCUGCCUGAGGACUCCCGACGGUGUGCUUCGCGUUGGUGCUGCAUAAGCGGAGGGGAAGAUGAACCCGCCGAACCCCUUUGGGGCGCCGCAGCCCGGGGGUUUUGCAGCCUCUGCUGGUGGUUCCGGGGGACCGUUUCAGGCCAAGGCGCCAUUCCGGUUUGGUCAGCCUUCUCUGUUUGGACAGAACAACUUGUUGUCUGGCAAGAGCACAGGCUUUUCCCAGGAGUCCAGCCAGUCCUCGUCCGCACCAGCCUUGGUGUUCCCCCAGAGUUCAAAUACAGGACUGUUCUCUGGACUUGAGCACGCUCCUGUCUUUGCAGCUGCUUCCAGCCCUUCUACUUCAUCUGUCCCUGGAAACACGGGGUUCAGUUUUAAAUCGUCCCCCAACCCUGAAGCUUUCCUGAAUACCUCUGCUUUUGCACCAGAAGGCGGGGAAGUGCCUGGCCCUGGCUUUGGAAAAACAGAAUUCAGCUUUAAACCUUUGGAAAAUGCGGUCUUCAGACCGAUCAUGGCAGCGGAGUCCGAGCCGGAGACGUCCCAGAGCCAGGUCACCUCUGGGUUUUUCACAUUUUCCCACCCAGUCAGCAGUGGCCCCGGGAGCGUGGGCCUUUUUUCUUUUCCUCCUGUGACCAGCAGUUCAUCCACCAAUUCCAGUUUCACGUUUCCAAAGCCACUUAACAGUAGCAGUUCAUCGUCUGCCUUCCCUCCUGCCUUGUCUGGCCAGCAUGCAGAGGAAGAGAGAGGCCCGAAGCCAGUGUUUGGAAGCUGUGGCAGCACCUUCUCCUUUCCCUCCGUGUCUGUCGGGGAGCCCUUCUCAGGCAGUAAGGCGGGCAUCAGGCAGGGCUGUGAGGAGGCUGCUUCCCAGGGGGAGCCACUCCCUGGCCCUGUGAAAGGCGUGAAGAGGAAGGAGGACCAGGACCGCUCUCCCAGGAGACAUGGCCACGAGCCCUUGGAGGACUGGGAUCCUCUGUCCCGGGGUGACCACCCCCCAGACAAACGGCCCGUCCGCCUGCAACGACCCCGAGGGGGCACGUUGUUUGGUCGCACAAUACAGGACGUUUUCAAAAGCAAUAAAGAAGCAGGUCGUCUAGGAAACAAGGAGCCCAGAAAGGACACCGGCUUUGUGGGAUCCGGGGAGAGUGACCACAUGGCCGUCCCAGGAGGGGGCCCAUCUAUAUUGGCACCUUCCCGGCUUGCAGGUGCGAAUAAGGAGGAAGAAGUGGAAGGCAGGGACAAAAAGGAAGAUUCUCUGCGAGGAACCCCUGCGAGGCAGAGUAAGCGGAGUGAAAGUGUGGACAGCCUCGGGGGCUUGUCUCCCACAGAGAUCACUGCGAUCCAGUGCAAGAACAUUCCCGACUACCUCAACGACAGGACCGUUCUGGAGGACCACUUUGGCAAGAUCGCCAAGGUGCAGCGCAUCUACACCAGGCGCAGCAAGAAGCUCGCAGUGGUGCAUUUUUUUGAUCAUGCAUCCGCAGCCCUUGCUAAAAAGAAGGGAAAAAGUUUGCAUGGAGACAUGAGUAUAUUUUGGCACAAGAAGAAAAUAAGUCCCAGCAAGAAGCCUUUUGCUCUGAAGGAGAAGCAGCCAGGUGAUGGUGAAGCCAGCCAGGGCUUGGAGGAAGUCCCCUUUCAGCAUUCACCCCUCAUCAAGCCUGUGGUGAGGACUGCAGGAGGCGGCCUUCUCAGUAAAAGCUCCCCAGUGAAGAAGCAGGGUCUCCUGAAAGCCCACCCAUUUGAGGGAGACCCUUUCGACUCUGGGUCCGAGGGCUCGGAAGGCCUGGGGCCCUGCGUGUCAUCGCUAAGUGCCCUCAUUGGCACCGUGGCUGAGACGUCAGAGGAGAAGUACCGCCUGCUUGACCAGAGGGACCGAAUCAUGCGCCAAGCUCGAGUGAAAAGAACUGACCUGGACAGAGCGCAGACGUUCGUGGGGACCUGCCCUGACAUGUGUCCCGAGAAGGAGCGCUACAUGCGGGAGACCCGGAGCCAGCUGAGUGUGUUUGAAGUGAUCCCAGGCACUGACCAGGUGGACCAUGCGGCAGCGGUGAAGGAGUACAGCCGCUCCUCCGCCGACCAGGAGGAGCCCCUGCCACAUGAGCUGCGGCCCUCGGCCGUGCUCAGCAGGACCAUGGACUACCUGGUGACGCACAUCAUGGACCAGAAGGAGGGCAGCCUUCGGGACUGGUACGACUUCGUGUGGAACCGCACACGUGGCAUACGGAAGGACAUCACGCAGCAGCACCUCUGUGACCCUCUCACCGUGUCCCUGAUUGAGAAGUGUACCCGGUUUCACAUCCACUGUGCUCACUUCAUGUGUGAGGAGUCCAUGUCUUCCUUCGACGCCAAGAUCAACAACGAGAACAUGACCAAGUGCCUGCAGAGUCUGAAGGAGAUGUAUCAGGACCUGAGGAGCAAGGGCAUCUCCUGUGCCAGUGAGGCCGAGUUCCAGGGCUACAAUGUGCUGCUCAACCUCAACAAGGGGGACAUCCUCAGAGAGGUGCAGCAGUUCCAUCCUGCUGUUAGGAACUCCGCUGAGGUGACGCUUGCUGUGCAGGCAUUUGCUGCCUUGAACAGUAAUAACUUUGUGAGGUUCUUCAAGCUCGUCCGGUCCGCGUCCUACCUGAACGCCUGUCUUCUGCAUUGCUACUUCAGUCAGAUCCGCAAGGAUGCUCUCCGGGCACUCAACAUGGCCUACACUGUGAGCACGCAGAGGUCCACGGCUUUCCCCCUGGACAGUGUGGUGCGCAUGCUGCUAUUCAGAGAUGGUGAGGAGGCCACGGAUUUCCUCAGCUACCAUGGCCUCACGGUUUCUGAUGGGUGUGUUGAGCUGAGCCGGUCUGCAUUCCUUGAACCAGAGGGAUUGUGCAAGGCCAAGAAGUCAGUGUUUAUUACCAGGAAGCUGAUGGUGUCAGUUGGGGAAGUUGUGAAUGGAGGACCAUUGCCCCCUAUCCCUCGACACACCCCCGUGUGUAGCUUCAACUCUCAGAACAAGUAUGUGGGGGAGAGUCUGGCAACAGAGCUGCCUGUCAGCACUCAGAGGCCCAGCCUGGACACAGCAAGUGGUGGGAGAGAAGAGGAGUGUGGCCCAGAGGCGGUGGUACCCACGCCUGGUGCCCUUCUGCAUCCCGUCCCUGCCUCUGUGCUCUCUUCACACCUGGCUGCAGUUCCAACAUUGACCCCAUCUGGGGCACCAGGCCUCUUCCAGUCCUCUCUGCAGGCUGAGCUGCUUCCUCCAAAGCCUGCACCUGUGUACUCUGACAUGGACCUGGCUCAGGUAGUGGAUGAGCUCAUCCAGGAGGCUCUGCAGAGGGACUGUGAGGACGUCGGCACGGCUGGGGCGGCUUAUGCAGCCGCUGCGCUUGGUGUUUCUAAUGCUGUUAUGGAAGAUGUGCUAAUGUCUGUGACCGUGGGCCUUCUGAGGAACAUGGCCGCUGAGGAGCUGACCAAGGAGCGGGAGAGGAGGGAGCAAGAGCAGCGGCGUGCGGAGGAGGAAAGGUUGAAGCAAGAGAGAGAGCUGGUGUUGACCCAGCUGAGCCAUAGCCUGGCUGCAGAGCUGGCAGAGUUGAUGGUGAGAGAGUGUGUGCAAGAAACCUGCUCCCAAGAGCUAAAGCUGGCAGCGGAGGCGGAACAGAGGGCCCGCGUGGCCCGCUGCUCUGAGGAUGUCUGUGCCCAUCUGGUGGACGCGUUUCUCGCAGAGGAAACUUUCCAGGUGGCCAGAGAGACGCUGCAGGAGCUGCAGUGCUUCAGCAAGUACCUGCAACGGUGGAGGGAAGCCGUUGCAGCCCGGAAGAAAUUGCGGCGCCAGAUGCGAGCCUUCCCAGCAGCCCCCUGCUGUGUGGACGCCACGGACCAGCUGCGGGCUCUGACACCCAGUGCUCAGUGCCCCAUUGCUGAGGGGAACCUGACCAAGGGCCUUCUGGACCUGGGCCAUGCAGGGAAAGUGGGCAUCUCCUGCAUCAGGUUGAGGCAGCUCCGGAGUAGGACAGCUCACCAGAUGAAGGUUCAACAUUUCCACCAGCAGCUGGUGAGUGAUGCUGCCUGGGCACCUCUGGACCUGCCGUCCCUUGUGGCUGAACACUUCCCUGGGAGCCAGGAGAACCUGUUUUGGAAGCUCGUGCUGGUGCUGCCUGAUGGGAGGGAGCAGCCUGCAGAGAGUCCUGGCAGAAAUCUGGCAAAUUGGUUAAAAGCCAAGUUCGUGGGCGAGGAUGGCUUGGUGGGCGACAUGUGCACUAAUGAUGAUGGGAUUCACACGCUGGCCCUGUUGAAUGCAUUCAGCAACAGGGGGUAUCAGACAGUUUCUGUGCGUGUGUGUAUAAAGGUAGCCCACGGCACCCUCAGUGACCAGGCCCUCAACACAGUGGAGAUGCAGAAGGACCUCCUGGGAGCCAGCGGGCUCCUGCUGCUGCUCCCCCACAAAGUGAGAAGUGAGGACGUGGCCGAGGAAGACGUGUACUGGCUGUCGGCAGUGUUGCAGCUCCGGCAGCUCCUGCAGGCCAAGCCCUUAGAGCCUGCACUUCCACUGGUGGUUCUGGUGCCCAGCCCAGGAGGGGAGACCAUGGAGAAGGAAGUGGAGGAAGGUCUCAUGCUGCAGGAUUUGAUUUCAGCUAAGCUGGUCUCUGAUUACACUAUUGUGGAAAUCCCUGGCUGUAUCUGUGAUUUACAAGGCACGGCAAAGGUGUCGCAGGCCGUACAGUGGCUAGUCCACCGCUGCCCCCAUGCCGUUGACCUCUGCUGCCAGACGCUCAUUCAGUACGUCGAGGAUGGGCUCAGCCGUGAGUUCAGUGGCCGGUUUUUUCAUGACAGAAGAGAGAGACGUUUGGGUGGCCUGGCCUCACAGGAGCCGGGCCCCAUCAUCGAGCUGUUCAACAGUGUGCUGCAGUUCCUGGCAUCUGUGGUGUCCUCGGAGCAGCUGUGUGACCUGUCCUGGCCAGUCACAGAGUUUACCGAGUCAGGAGGCAGCCGGCUGCUUCCUCACCUGCACUGGAACAACCCAGAACAUCUGGCUUGGCUGAAGCAGGCUGUGCUCGGGUUCCAGCUUCCCCACAUUGACCUUCCGCCUCCUGGGGCGCCCUGGCUUCCUGUGUGCACCAUGGUUAUCCAGUAUGCCUCCCAGACCUCCAGCUCACGCCACACGCAGCCUGUGCUCCAUUCUCAGGUGGAGAGCCUGCUGCGCAGGACCUACAGCAGGUGGAGGAGCAGGAGCCCAGUCCCCGCCCGGGGUGCAGGGCCCUCAGUUGCCGAGAUCCCGUGGGACGAUGUCCUCGCCCUGUGUAUCAACCACAAGCUGAGGGACUGGACGCCGCCCAGGCUCCCCGUCACAGCAGGAGCUGUGAGUGAAGAUGGUCAGAUAUGUGUAUACUUUUUUAAAAACCAUUUGAAUAAAUAUGAUGUUCCUCUUUCAUGGGAACAAGCCAGAUUGCAGACACAGAAGGAGCUACAGCUGAGUCAAGGCAGUUUGGGGAUGAAAUCUUUUCAUCCCUCUCCCAACAACUUUCCUGCCCCGUUGUUUCACGUUCAUCCAAGGAAGAGGAGCGCAGAGCGCGGCCGAGAGGGUAGGGGCGCCAGCGCGGAGGAGCUGCUGCGUGGAGCUUCUGCUGAGGAGCUGCUGGUGCAGUGUCUCUCGAGCAGCCUGAUGCUGGAGAAGGAGGAGAACCAGAGAUUUCAGGAUCAGCUUCAGCAGUGGCUGUCUGAUGACUCCGAAGCAUUUAGAGACUCAACCUCACUUCCUCUCUGCCUUCCUCAGUCAGUCAGACCCGUGGGGACAGUGUCGGUAACCGCCAGCCUACAGAAUGAAAGGCCUGGGGAGCAACCGCAGCUGUCAGAGGUGACAGGCACUUCACUGAGCGAGCGGCUGAGGCACCUGAAACGGUUGAUCCGGAGCACCAAGGAAGAGGAGGCGGCCUCCCAACUGCGAUUGUUAGCACUCUUGGACAUGGUGGACAUUUGAACAUCCUGACGGGAUGGGUAGGGGUCUCCCCAGAAGAUGUCUCCGUGGACUUGAUGAUGUUCUCAGAUGCUUGAUGCACUCUUGGAAAUGUGGUGACUAAUCAUGCAGCAAAUAAUUUACAUGCCUAAUGAGCUUUCCCCCAGGCUUUAGAACAAAAACCUGCUUCCCCCGUAGCACCCUCAUCCUCUGGUCUGUUUACUUCUUCCAAGUACGUUGGCAAUGUGCAUAUGUUGUUGCAUGUGUCUGCACUUGGUUCCUGUAGAAACCAUUUCCUUCAUAUAGCCUAGAGCAGAUGCUCUGUGUCCCCAUGGCCAGGCUGGGGCCUGCAGCUCAGCCUGUGUACCGCUCUAUGGCAGGGACGAGAUCACUUGAGCCAUUACUGCAGUGGCAGAAGGCUGUCGUUGAGAGCUGAACCGGCCACCACAGCAUGGGACACAGCUGUCCUCAGAGUAGGCUGAGAGCGUGCUUGCUAUCCACCAGGUGUAACGUAUUCCCAAGGCCCGGGUUCUUGUCCUAGCUCUGUUGUCCAAUCCAGUUUUAUACAGUGUUGGCUGAAGUUGCAUAUAGCGUCAAGUAGGACUAUAUUUACUGUUUGUUGUUGAGCCCUUUGUUGAUUUAUGAUUCUGCAAGGCAAAAUAAAUUACAUAUUUGAUGAAUAGUAUGCAUA
Molecule: messenger RNA, 6901 nt
Organism: Ochotona curzoniae (black-lipped pika)
Lineage: Eukaryota; Metazoa; Chordata; Mammalia; Lagomorpha; Ochotonidae
Gene: MCM3AP
Product: minichromosome maintenance complex component 3 associated protein
Exons: 29
Coding region: 349-6234 (1961 amino acids)
Biological process (GO): mRNA export from nucleus
Cellular component (GO): cytoplasm; nucleus; transcription export complex 2
Molecular function (GO): nucleic acid binding
Source: RefSeq, a predicted model, not a curated record